Molecule: messenger RNA, 1920 nt
Organism: Belonocnema kinseyi
Lineage: Eukaryota; Metazoa; Arthropoda; Insecta; Hymenoptera; Cynipidae
Gene: Caf1-55
Product: probable histone-binding protein Caf1
Exons: 5
Coding region: 117-1400 (427 amino acids)
Biological process (GO): regulation of gene expression
Cellular component (GO): ESC/E(Z) complex; nucleus; NuRD complex
Molecular function (GO): histone binding
Source: RefSeq, a predicted model, not a curated record
UUCGCCACGACGCCGGUCUGACGGUUCUUGGCUUCCAAGUUUCUUUUUGGCGGGCACGAUUUAUACGGCGGCAGAUUCUCCGUUAAUUUUACAGUUCUUGACCAACCAAAAUACAAAUGGGUGAUAAAGACGGAGAAACUUUCGACGAUGCGGUCGAGGAACGCGUCAUCAACGAAGAGUACAAAAUAUGGAAGAAGAACACUCCAUUUUUAUACGACUUGGUGAUGACCCACGCCCUGGAGUGGCCGUCACUGACUGCACAAUGGUUACCUGACGUCACAAGACCCGAAGGAAAGGACUACUCCGUUCAUCGACUGAUUCUCGGGACGCACACCUCUGACGAACAAAAUCACCUUCUCAUCGCCAGUGUCCAGUUGCCAAACGAAGAUGCUCAGUUCGAUGCUUCACAUUACGACAACGAAAAGGGCGAAUUCGGGGGCUUUGGAUCCGUGAGUGGAAAAAUUGAGAUCGAGAUCAAAAUUAACCACGAGGGAGAAGUCAACAGAGCACGCUACAUGCCUCAGAAUCCUUGUGUGAUUGCAACCAAAACUCCGUCAAGCGAUGUUCUCGUCUUCGACUACACCAAACAUCCAAGCAAACCUGACCCCAAUGGUGAAUGCCAUCCGGAUCUUAGGUUGCGAGGGCAUCAAAAAGAAGGCUACGGACUUUCCUGGAAUCCCAACCUAAAUGGAUACUUGCUGAGUGCUUCUGAUGACCACACUAUUUGUUUGUGGGACAUCAACGCCACACCGAAGGAGAAUCGAGUUAUCGAUGCAAAAACAAUCUUCACAGGUCACACAGCAGUCGUUGAAGACGUUGCCUGGCACCUUUUACACGAGUCUCUCUUCGGAUCCGUUGCUGAUGAUCAGAAGUUGAUGAUCUGGGACACCAGAUGUAACAAUGUAAGUAAACCAAGUCACACAGUCGACGCUCACACGGCAGAGGUGAAUUGUCUGAGUUUCAAUCCCUAUUCGGAAUUCAUUCUGGCAACUGGCAGCGCAGACAAAACGGUGGCUCUUUGGGAUUUGAGAAACCUGAAGCUAAAAUUGCAUUCCUUUGAGUCUCACAAGGACGAAAUCUUCCAAGUUCAAUGGUCACCUCAUAAUGAAACCAUCUUGGCGAGCAGUGGCACCGAUAGACGUUUGCAUGUUUGGGAUCUUAGCAAGAUUGGCGAAGAACAAUCCAGCGAAGAUGCUGAGGAUGGCCCACCUGAAUUACUGUUCAUUCACGGCGGUCACACAGCGAAGAUUAGCGAUUUCUCCUGGAAUCCAAACGAGCCAUGGGUCAUUUGUUCGGUCUCUGAAGACAACAUAAUGCAGGUUUGGCAGAUGGCCGAGAAUAUUUACAACGAUGAGGAACCCGACACUCCAGCGAGUGAACUCGAGGCUGGCGCUUCAUAACCCGCGAAAUAUAAUUAUCGACUCUUCAACUUCGAUUCGAAAUAGUGGGUAUCAAAGCUCAAAUUUGAAGUCAUUAGGAAGGGACUGUUGAGUCGUAUAUUGAAAUUCGUCACCUGCGUUUUGCUUACUCGUCAAAUGUUAAUUGUCAUUGAUCAUCACUCAAGCGUAUUUUGUAACUACAAUAAUUGUUUUUAUUUUAUUUAGUCAAUUGGCAAUUAUAGAAAUUUGCCCACAUAUUGUCACGUUUUAUCUAUUUCGUUUGUAAAACGUGCACUUUCGCUAUUAAGUUUCAUCGUCAAGACUAGAAUCUGUAUUUAUACAGUGUUUUAUAUAAAUAUAUACUAGUAUCGAUAAAAUUGAUAAAAUAUGAUUCUAAUAUAAAAUGUAAGCAGUUUUAAAAACUUCCGAUCUUUAACUUUCGAAUAUUUUUUCUACUUAGAAUUAAGCCUGGCAUCACUCGAGCCAAUCUGUAAAAUUUUCUUACUUUCGACCUGAACUGAAUAAACUGUUUUUUCGAAAA